Molecule: messenger RNA, 1110 nt
Organism: Anoplophora glabripennis (Asian longhorned beetle)
Lineage: Eukaryota; Metazoa; Arthropoda; Insecta; Coleoptera; Cerambycidae
Product: trypsin-2-like
Exons: 5
Coding region: 50-988 (312 amino acids)
Biological process (GO): proteolysis
Molecular function (GO): serine-type endopeptidase activity
Source: RefSeq, a predicted model, not a curated record
UUGUUACAAAAAUGUGAUGUAUUAGUAUUCCAAACAAUUUGUAUGCAGAAUGAAGUAUUUUGCUUUACGUAUUUUAUCAUUACUUUUUUCUACCGCAUAUGGACAAACAUCCGUCAACAGUACUCUAUGGAAAAAUCUACCAAGAGACUGUGGCAAAACAAGAUUUAAUGACUCCGUUGUAGAAGAAAUGGAUGACCGGAUUAUCAAUGGCACCGAGGCUAAACUAGGACAAUUCCCUUGGAUGGCCCGAUUAGGGAUAACACGUGAAAACGCUUCCCCGAUUUUUUUCUGUGGAGGCUCUCUUAUCAGUAGGAUUUUUGUUAUUUCAGCUGCUCAUUGCACAGAUAUGGGUGAUAUAGUAAGACUUGGUCAAACGUACGAAACGGAUGGCACCGAAUGCGACGAGAAAGGCGACUGUGCUCCGCCUUACCAGGAUAUCAAAAUAAAGAGCUACAUAUUCGAGGACUUCUGUCGACUAUCAAUACGUAAUGAUAUCAUGCUGCUAGAACUAGACAAACCAGCUGAGCUUAAUGAUUUUGUGCAACCAAUUUGUCUUCCCCGUGUCUCCAUUCCAUUAAGUAGCCUCGUUGGUAAAAACAUAAUUACAUCAGGGUGGGGUCAGCAAAACGGAACUGACGAUACAAGUUAUCCACAAAAAUUAAUGUAUAUUAUCGUUUCUGUACAAAAUAUGAAAAAAUGCAUACCAUUAUUUCCAAUUUUCGACAGAAACUCACAAUUCUGCUUAACUAGACCCAACGAUAAGAGCGUAUGCUUUGGAGAUUCUGGUUCUGGUGCUUUAAAAUUUAUAAAAAUUGAUGGCGAAAGAAGAGCCCAUUUAAUUGGAAUUACCUCAUAUGGGGGACCAGACUGUACAUUAUACCCUAUAUUUACAUCUGUGCAAUACCACAUAGGCAGAAUUUUGAUACAAAUUAACAAACAUCAGCACAAAAAUAUAAGAACGUGCAUACCUAUAAACAAAAAUGUAUAAACGUGCUUAGAUAAUUUAUGUCUUCAAAUAAAGAUGAAAUUCCUUCUUUCUUUAACCUCCCGUCAACUUUCACUGUUAAUUGUUGUUAUAAUCUGUCUAUCAAAACCGUAGUAAACUAAUGG